GCUCUUAGCUUUAGCUCACAACUAAAACAGCUUCCGUUUAUCUGCUUAUAUCACCUACUGAGAAAAUUACUAACGCUCUAAGAUCUUUGUAAUAGUUUUUUUAUAAUAAACAGUCAUUUAUUCAUGCCAACUAGCUUAUUCUGUUGAGCUAAAAAUAUACCUGGCCGUAGCUAAUGUUAGCCACCAGUGACAGCUGACAAUUCCUGUUACACAUACUGGCUGGUUGGUUGGAGAUUUUGCAGUCACUGGUUGAAAUUUUAUGACCAGAAGUGCAAAGCAAACACCAUGACAACACUGCUCAGAUUGAAUUGAAAAUGGCAGAGGCAGUCGCAAAUGUGGCCCGGAGGAUUAAUGCAACAGUAGAGGAAGGCAAAGACAGCCUGGACCUAUCAAACUGCCAGCUCAUUUCCUUCCCAGAUGGUGUGUUCAAGGUCCUCAGGACUGUCUCAGAAAACAUCAGCAUUGUCACUUUAGCUGAUAAUAAAAUGAAGGCCAUUUCAAGCAAAUUCUUUUCAACUUUUACCCAGCUCAGAGAACUUGACCUGCAGGGCAACAUUUUCACCAAGCUGCCAGAUGAGGUUGGAGAAAUGGAACAUUUGACCAGCAUCAAUUUAGCUAAUAACAGCUUUUCCAUCUUCCCUGAGAAGCUCACUGAAAUAGCCACACUGGAGAGGAUUGACCUUGAGGGCAACAGCAUCACUGAAUUGCCUUUGGAAAAGUUGUCUGCCAUGCCAGCUCUCAAGUGGCUCAAUAUAAAGUCAAAUCCUUUGAGCUCCAGCAUUCAGUCUGCUCUCCAAUCUCCUUACAAUUUUGAGAUUUUAUUAACAACAGAAUAAUGGAAUAUGUCACAUAUAUUCUUACAGACUGUUUGUUGUGUGCCUUUAACUAAUAAAGAUGAAUACAUUUGAGAACCUUAAAGGGGCAGUAUUAUGUAAAAUCAACUUUUUUGAGUUGUACAUUAUGUUAUUCCCUCAUCAAAAACAUAACUGGAAUGUUACUUUGAUUCUUUCAUGCAUGUUGAGGAAACCGUUUCAUCUCCCAUGGCAGCCAUUAUGGGUGUAGAAACAUUUGGUCUCACCAAGCUUCCUUUUCCAUGGAUCUCCUCCUCAGAGCAGUGGUUUCCAAGUCAGGCUUCCACCUCACAGAGCACCGCCACUCAGCUCCUCCAGUCUAGCAGCAGCAGAAAUUAGCAAACCCUUGUUGGAACUGUGCAUCUGCUGAGCUUAUUAUAAAAGCUACUUCUCAGUGAAAUGCUGGUAAAAGCCUUCUUAAAGGCUUAAUGGAGGAAUGUUGUGAUGGCAGGAUGUCGGAAAGAGCAGGAGCUUCUUAAAGAGACAGAGGCCAAUUUCAAGGUGUUAAAUUGCAAAGUCAAAUUUCUAAGUCAUGUUUGAUUAAAACAACUGAUAGCAACAUAAUUAUUUGAUUGUGCUAUAAAUUAGCACUAUGUCUCUGGAAAAUAGAUAAUACUGCCCCUUUAAAAAAUUUUCGAGAUAGAAUUGGGUUUCACGAGAAAAAGACACAUCUAUAAAGACGAGUUUUGAACUCUGCAACCUCUACUUUUGGAGAGUGUAGUGUCUGAUCAUACAGGAGGACUUUUUUGGAACUGUUCUAUGGACUCCAGAUGCAUUAGCAGAUACACUGCCGCCAAGACCUGCCUAUAUCUGGAACAUAGAUAUGUGAUAAUGUUUACUUUGGGGAGUAUAAGUUGGCCAGAACCCUAUGAAAGGGGUGCUGUCCAGUGAUUGGGCUAGUCGCUGGACAUGAUUAUUCUUGGGCCAAGAUUUCCUCGUGAUUCGAUGGUGCUGCAGUUUGUAAUAAAACUUUGCUGUUCAACCAAA
Xiphophorus hellerii (green swordtail) is the source of this 1838-nucleotide messenger RNA. RefSeq names its product leucine rich repeat containing 20 (gene lrrc20). Gene Ontology annotation, molecular function: protein binding. Gene Ontology annotation, cellular component: cytoplasm. Bases 315 to 836 code for a protein of 173 amino acids. Lineage: Eukaryota; Metazoa; Chordata; Actinopteri; Cyprinodontiformes; Poeciliidae. The record is from RefSeq and is a predicted model, not a curated record. The transcript is spliced from 6 exons.